UGAAUGCAAAGGGAAGCAAGCAAGCUCCGGAAAGCGACCUGGAGGAGAGCAGCUCCCGAGGAGAAGCAGGCAGGAUCGGCCAGGUUUUGCAAGCAACCAGGAUCGGCUGGCAGGAAGGGAAAGGAAGCAUCAAUGCUGUCUGUCUUCAGAUCCCUUUGCUAAAGAAGCGAGAGCUGAGUUUUUCCUUGCUUCCCUUUGCAUUCAUUGUUCAGCCUGGCUGAGUUUCAGCGUUGCAAUAACGUGGGUCGCAGCGGCGGGAAAGUGUUGAGGGUAUGAAUUUUCCAAAGUCAUUCCUCACUGUGAUAAGUGCCUAAAUCUGAAUGAGGACUAUGUUGAAAUGUACUAUUUCAGUGUGGCUUUCAACUGCAUAUCCUACUGCUACCACUACUGAUGUUUGCCCUGCUGCCCUUGAUGUUGUUUACCAGUACCUUUCAGGCCCAUACAAGUCCUACAUGAAGGCAAUUGCUCCAUUUGCAACAACAACUCUGAUGAAGAAAGGGGCAUCAAAGUUGAAGAAAUGUGUGGUUCAACAUCCACCUCUGCUCAAAGAAGCAAUUCACCAAUUGAUUGAAAAUUACAUGGCACGUUGUAUAGCAAAGGGACAGCAGCAGCAACAGGGGCAGCAGCAACAGCAACAGCAACAACAGGAGCAGCAGCAGCAACAGAAGCAGCAGCAACAACAACAACAACAGGUACAGCAGUGGCAGGAGCAACAGCAACAACAACAGGAGCAGCAGCAACAGGAGCAGCAGCAACAACAGGAGCAACAGCAACAAGAGCAGCAGCAACAACAACAGGAGCAGCAGCAGCAACAGGAGGAGCAGCAGCAACAACAACAGGAGCAGUAGCAACAAUGGAAGCAGCAGUAACAGGAGGAGCAGCAGCAACCACAAUAAAGCUUUGAUAUACAGUAGAGUCUCACUUAUCCAACACUCGCUUAUCCAACGUUCUGGAUUAUCCAACGCAUUUUUGUAGUCAAUGUUUUCAAUACACCGUGAUAUUUUGGUGCUAAAUUUGUAAAUACAGUAAUUACUAUGUAGCAUUACUGCAUAUUGAACUACUUUUUCUGUCAAAUUUGUUGUAUAACAUGAUGUUUUGGUGCUUAAUUUGUAAAAUCAUAACCUAAUUUGGUGUUUAAUAGGCUUCUCCUUAAUUUCUCCUUGUUAUCCAACGUAUUCGCUUAUCCAACAUUCUGCUGGCCCGUUUAUGUUGGAUAAGUGAGACUCUACUGUAUAUAUAUUAUAUUCCUGAGAAUCAGAACCACUUUCUUUGUUUUCCUUAUUGAUUUCUUUAUAAAUAAACAAAUGUAUUGAUCUCACAUUUUAUAUUCUUCACAAAUACAUUCUUGAAAUGUAUUUGAAAAACUGAUUACAGUAUUUGCCAUUAUAAUAAAAAGGAUCUUGGCUGCUAUUCCCUAUUAUAGCUGGCAUACAAAAAAGAGUAAUUCUUCAUUGUGCAUAUCUUUUAAAAAGUAAUGAAUAUUUACUUUUCUUAUCACAUUGGGAUAUACUCCAUUUAUAUCAGUAUGCAUCCUGUAUUUUUUAUGACUGGUUGCAUACUGAAUUCUGACAGGAUGCAUACCAACCCCAUCACACCUGAUUUGAAAAUACUGUGGCAGAACAUGCAAAAGACCUUGUAAAGCUCCAGCUCCAGUGAUUCCAUAGCAUUGAGCUUCAAGGUAGCAUUUUCCACUGCCAAACAGCAGUAUCAAGCUGCAUCAGUUUUACAAUGUAGAUGGAUCUUGUAUCUGUGUUUAGCCCUUUAUAAAGGCCAGUCUCGUGGCUAGAUAUACCACAGUUUGGAAAUAUUACUUUCUACACUAUAGCUCUCAGAAUUCCAGGAUUUAGGGCAGUGUAGAUGGAUCAACCACCUGCCUCAGUGUAAGGAGGCUCCCUUUGUUCCUUGUUUUUCUUUGUUCCUUGUUGGGUACUCUAGGGGCCCUUCUACACAGCACCUAAAAUGUGGAAGUUACCGUUAAAAAGGGAGGUGGCUAAAUGACACUAGUGCUCAUUCUCAUUAACAGAGGAAAAACGCAUGGUAAAGGAGUCUCCUUAUGUUCUGGCUGGAAAAUGCACAUAUUCACAUGACUGUAUAACCUUUCAGUCAUGCAAAACAUAUGAUUUCCUCCCCACCUCCCCC
This is a messenger RNA of Anolis carolinensis (green anole), 2139 nucleotides long. RefSeq names its product UPF0746 protein DDB_G0281095-like. Lineage: Eukaryota; Metazoa; Chordata; Lepidosauria; Squamata; Anolidae. The transcript has 3 exons. The record is from RefSeq and is a predicted model, not a curated record. Gene Ontology annotation, cellular component: cytoplasm. Bases 321 to 848 code for a protein of 175 amino acids.